This is a messenger RNA of Candidula unifasciata, 1839 nucleotides long. The record is from the annotation of a GenBank genome assembly. NCBI's taxonomy places the organism in Eukaryota, Metazoa, Mollusca, Gastropoda, Stylommatophora, Geomitridae.
AUGGAUGAAAAAGUAAUGUCCGGCAGUACACAACAAACUAUCAACUGCUCAGAAGAGACGCAUCCAAUUAAGCCACAUUCGCAAUCAAGUGUUAAUAUGCUAACACUUGAAGAAAUGACAAAUUCUGUUGACCGUAAUCGAGAGAAAAAAAACGCUUAUAAUAUAAAGAUGUGUUAUUAUUUCUACCGGUCUAGACGUCAUAUAAAGAAAACAUGCUUGAAACACGGCCGUAAAGUCAAAGCCUUUGUAUUUAUCUUGCUUAUAUGUCUUUACACGGCCUUUUUUUCUUACGCGAUGUACCUACGACAGGGUGAUAGUUCUAUGACAGGCUUCAUUGCGAUCACUGUCGUUUUAGCGUUAGUUUUCAUGUUUAAAAUUAUUCCCUACAAGCGAGCAGUUGAGAGAUUUCAACAUUUUCUAAAGACACAUCCACGUACUCUACAGAACAGCAAAAGGUCGCUGGUUGUGUUAUGUCUUCUGGUCACAGGUGUGACUCUGAUCACAGAAGUAAUAAUGGUCCGUCCAUCAAAUCUGAUCUCUUUGACUGGCAUCGUCGGUAUUUUGACCAUGUUCCUUCUGACCUCCACGCACCCACACAAGGUGAAAUGGCGCCCGGUAUUAAGCGGACUGGUUCUCCAGUACCUUUUCGCCCUCAUUGUGCUGAAGGUCCCUAUUGUCUACCGUGCCCUUCAGUGGUUUGGUGCCAUCAUAACCAAAAUCCUCUCAUUUUCUGGUGCUGGAGCAGACUUUAUCUACGGCUCGGACUUCGAACAUGUUGGUCUGGUUUUUCGUAUUAUCCCACUGAUAGUUUUUGUCAUGUGUGUGCUUACGGUGUUAGAGCACCUCAAAAUUCUGCAUGUUGUGCUGAAAGUAAUCGGUCGGUUCUUGGCUACCUGUCUGGGCGUAUCGCCCGCAGAAGCUCUGAAUGCUUCAUCUAACAUCUUUCUUGGGCCUGUGGACAGCCUGAUGAUCAUUCGCCCAUUCCUGGAUGACGUCACACCGUCGGAGCUCCACUGUCUCAUGGCCAAUGGGAUGUCUACAGUUACUGGAAGCAUUAUGGGAUUGUACAUUAUGUUAGGUAUCUCUGCGGACCACCUUCUGGCCGCCUCAGUCAUGUCUGCACCCGCUGCUUUAUCACUGUCCAAGCUGGCAGUGCCAGAGACGCGAAGAAAUGCGAAACUGGAGGAAGACGAUUUUCACUUUGUUAGCAAGUACCAGAGCGUGAUGGAUGCAGCCUCCAGCGGGGCUACAACAGCCAUGACACUGGGAGCAGCCAUAAUUGCCAAUUCUAUCGCUGUCGUCAGUGUUAUGAAGAUGGUCAACUAUGUCCUAAACUGGCUCGGUGAGCUCGUCAACGUCCAAGGGUUGACCCUGCAGUGGAUUUGCUCCUUCGUGUUCUACCCCCUUGCCAUAGCAAUGGGUAUCGACGUCCAGGAUGGCCACCGGGUAGCAGAGCUGAUCGGACUGAAGGCGUUUAUAAACGAAAUUGUCGCCUAUACUUCACUCGGCCAUUACCGGACAAACCGGAUACGAUUUGAGGAGUAUGUGUCCUUGAACUACACCGACUGGUCUAUCGACAAAGCUAGCAAUGAUGUCAGUCUUCCUGGAUGGAACGCAACACUGGAGGGCGGGUUUUUAACGGACAAAUCUGAAGUGAUCACCACUUAUGCCUUGUGUGGAUUCGCCAACUUUAUCAGUGUGGGCAUCAUGAUGGGAUGCUACUUAGUGCUAAUACCUCAUCGGAAGGCGGUGGUCUUCAAGUACAUCCUUCGCUCUAUGAUGGUGGGACAUUGUGCCAGCUUCAUCACAGCUUGUAUAGCAGGUCUGCUAUACAAGUGA